Trematomus bernacchii (emerald rockcod) is the source of this 882-nucleotide messenger RNA. Its product is annotated as mast cell protease 1A-like. Bases 39 to 797 code for a protein of 252 amino acids. Gene Ontology annotation, biological process: proteolysis. Gene Ontology annotation, molecular function: serine-type endopeptidase activity. The record is from RefSeq and is a predicted model, not a curated record. The transcript has 5 exons. Lineage: Eukaryota; Metazoa; Chordata; Actinopteri; Perciformes; Nototheniidae.
CUGAAGAACAAAGGCAAGUCAAUUGUCUUGCAGGCAUCAUGCAUGCUCUGCACAAACUUCUGCUUUUUCAGGUCCUGACAUCUCUCGGACAAAAUGCUCUUGGUAGUGAAAUCAUAAAUGGUGAAAAGGUCCCGGACAACAAAAUGCUGUUUAUGGCCUCGGUUCAGAACAGCACAAACCAACAUAUCUGUGGAGGAUUCCUCAUCAAUGAAGACUUUGUGGUCACUGCUGCACAUUGUGAUGAUGGGAUUACAAGUGUUGUUCUUGGUACCCACAAUCUCAAGAAGAUUGAUGACAUACAUGAGAUAAUAAUGAGAUACAGUGUGAAGAGAUGCAAGCAUCCAUCUUAUGAGAACGUUGUUAGUGGGUCUGACAUCAUGCUCCUCAAACUGUCCAAGAAAGCUCAACUGAACCAAAGAUUGCAGCCAAUUUCACUUCCAGAAACUGAGACUAAGAUUACAAAUAUAGAAACGUGCAGUGUAGCUGGAUGGGGCCUAACAAGUGUUGGUGAACCUGAUGAGCUGCAAAUGGUGAAUGUGCCCAUUGUUGACCUGGAUGUCUGUAAGAGCAAAUGGCCUAACAUGCUUCCUGAAAACGUUAUCUGUGCUGGUGGAUAUGGCACAGAUAAAGGAUUCUGUCAGGGUGAUUCUGGGGGUCCUCUGGUGUGCAACGGGAAGGCAGCUGGUGUUGUGUCUUACAACUGGAGCAAGAACUGCAGAUACCCAAAUAGGCCCAAUGUGUACACAGAUGUAUCAAAAUACCUUCCCUGGAUCAGAAAGAUGAUGACGGAUUGUUAAAUGUAACAGAUCAACAUACUCUUAUGUACUGGCUCCUUAAAUGUAAUCUCAAAACUUGAAAAAUAAAAGCUUUGUUCAUAACAAA